AUAUGGCCCGACAGGGCCCAAACGCUACAAUGGACCCUUAAGCCACUGUCCACUGCCCUGAAAAAAGAACCGCCAUUCGAUAGCUACAGAGAAAUCAAUCAUCAGUCCGGCGAAGGUGGCGUAAAUGACGGAGGCAAGACGAUUGAAAGGUCACAAGGCCACUGCCACGUGCUGUAUCUCCUCACGUGACAGGCCUGGCCUCGUCGCCACUUCUGCCGAAGAUGGUUGCGUUUGUUGGUUUGAUAUGCGUUGCAAAGAUGUACAAUUUGUCAUGGAAGUUAGCAAUGAACCAAUUUCAUCCCUAUGCUUCAACUCAGGAAAUGAAAAUGUCAUCUAUGUUUCCACGGGAAAGGAGGUCAAGUGCUUUGAUGUGCAUAUGUUAUCAGAGAACUCGUGGAAGCCUUUGGAGAGUUAUAACUAUAAUAAAGAGGAGAUAAAUCAGGUUACUUGUAAUUCUAAAUCAUCUUUCCUAGCAUCAGCGGAUGAUGGUGGUGAGAUUAAGAUCAUUGACAUCCGUCAACAAUGUGUAUUCAAGACAUUGAGAAAUGGCCACACAAAUAUCUGCAGCAGUGUCCAAUUCAUUCCCUGGAGACCUUGGGAAGUCAUUACUGGAGGUCUUGAUAUAAAGCUUAUCACAUGGGACUUCUCAAAAGGGCGCCCAUCCAAAAUUGUGGAUCUUGGCCUGCCUGACAUGAGCAGUGCUAGUGAAGCUGGACAAUGUUUCAAUCCUGCUUUUGUUCACUCAAUAAAAGUUCCAGAUGUUGAUAUGUUGGACAAAUUAGGCAAGAUAUGUGUUGUGGCCAGGGGUGAUGGUGUUAUUGAUGUGAUUGAUAUGGAAUCAGAGCUUGCAUCCAUCAGGCCUAAAAGUUCCACAAAAUCUCGAACAGGAAUUCAUUCAGCGUCAAAAUGUAGUCUUCCAGCUGAAGGUGGAGUUGCUGAUGAAUAUGGAAGAAAAUGGUUUCAUUUGGAUUACUCUAUAGGUGGACAUACAGCCGCUGCAUCUUGUGUGGCAUUUUCUUUGUUUGGAGAGAGGGGGAAGUUCCUAGUAUCAGGUGGAAAUGACAAGUUAGUCAAGGUAUGGGAUUGCUCCAGGUGUCUUGAUCCAGGGCAGACUGGUAACAAUGAGCUUCUACAUUUGAACAUCAAUUUGAGCAAAAAGGUUAAUUGGCUUUGUACAACUCCAGCCGAAUCAGAUAACCUUGUUGUCUGUGACACAACUAAGGUAGUGAAGGUCUACACUGUUUCAUAGAUCAAAGCUGUGGAGCCAUUGACGUUAUUAAUUGACUUCCCUGGAGAGCUUGGCUUGUUUUUGGUGCAUGAGGUUGUCUUUUAUCAUUUUCGGAGGAUGUUGUUGUUGAUCCAAGAUCAGCUUGGCAUAGAUAGCACCAAUCAACCAGGGAAAACAGCCUCGCUGCCCUUCAUCAACCUACACCUCAAUUAAGAGGAUACUUUUCUUAACAUUUUGACCACUUGCAGUUCUAAAUUGUUUAAUCCGGGAAAUAGUUGCUUCUAGUGGGUAUAUCCUUGUUGAAGAAAAUAGAAUGAGAUGAAUAAUCUCGAUGGUAUCUGUUACCUCGGAGAUUUAAACUUGAUAACCUGAAGCACUCUUUUCACUAUAACUAGCAUUGAAUUAGAAGUCA
This is a messenger RNA of Theobroma cacao (cacao), 1640 nucleotides long. Its product is annotated as Transducin/WD40 repeat-like superfamily protein. Gene Ontology annotation, molecular function: protein binding. The record is from RefSeq and is a predicted model, not a curated record. Lineage: Eukaryota; Viridiplantae; Streptophyta; Magnoliopsida; Malvales; Malvaceae.